Molecule: messenger RNA, 192 nt
Organism: Symbiodinium sp. CCMP2456
Lineage: Eukaryota; Dinophyceae; Suessiales; Symbiodiniaceae
Source: the annotation of a GenBank genome assembly
AUGUCACUAAGGAGUGGAAGCAUCGAUUUUCUGGAGUUUCUGAACAUGAUGACCAUGGCAAAGAACCACGACGGCCCGUUCAAGGCCUUGGAUUCGCAGCUGGUGACGACGCUGGCCAAGCUGGACCGGGGGGACCUCCUCCUGCUUUUGACGGUGCUGAAGGUCCCCAACAGCCGGCUUGAUGGCAUCUCC